CUUAGCAACGCACGUCACAGACUAAACCAAACGAUCCCAGAGUGCUGAUUGCGCGCCCAUCCAACGCACUACCUUUCGAUCCUCUCUAGCAUCUCUAUUUACCACUUAUGCCUUGCUGCUUUUCAAACGCCGGUCACCGCCGCCUCGAGCGUGAGGUAGCCAUUCUAGCUUCUCGUCUCGUAACUCCAAAUGCAAAUGUGAUUUUAUCUCUGCGAAAUUAUUGUAGCAGUCAACUAGAAGCUAUGGGCUUAGUCCAAGGUUCGUUUUUGUUUGGUGGAGAAGCUACGAGUGGCUAUCAUGUUCACGGGAUACAAGAUAGUUCCCCAGCUUUUAAGGCUGGUUUGGAGCCAUUCUUUGACUUCAUCAUUUCCAUUGGAAACACAAGACUUAGUAAAGAAGGCAACCUGCUGAAAGACUUGUUGAAGGCCAAUGCGGAGAAGGCGGUGAAGCUGCAAGUGUACAACAUCAAGUCACAGCGGGUGAGGGAGCUCGAGGUGACACCCGGCAACAUGUGGGGCGGUCAGGGCCUGCUGGGGGCUAGUGUCCGCUUCUGUAGCUUUGAGGGGGCUGCUGAAAAUGUCUGGCAUGUCCUGGACGUCGAGGCCAACUCCCCCGCAGCCUCCGCAGGUCUGCUUGCCCAUGUCGACUUCAUCGUGGGAGCUGACCAGCUGUUGCAGAGCUCAGAUGACUUCUUUUCCCUAAUCGAAGCCAACGAGGGCAAACGGCUCAAGCUGCUGGUGUACAACACAGAGAGUGAGCGCUGCAGAGAAGUGGUAGUGAUGCCCAAUGGAGCUUGGGGAGGAGAAGGAAGCUUAGGCUGUGGUAUCGGCUACGGCUAUUUGCACCGUAUCCCGAUCCGUUCACUUCCAGCCAGCGUCCCGCCUCCUGAAACAGACGACAAGCAGGGUCUUUUGCUGAGUGGAAGUAGCCUUUCCGAGCAGCAUCAGUGUGGAAACACGCAAACUGUAGACUCUGAGGCACUGGAUACGCAUCAGCCCAAUACGGUAUUGACCAAGGACACAAACUGCAGCUCUGUGUCGGCCAACCACGGCGACGGUGCGGAUGAUCAGUGUGACGUUGAUUCCUUAUCCAUCCCCGUAAGAUCUCCUGAAUUGGACUCGAAGCACCAGAUUUGCGAGCAGGUCCAAGUUGUCGGUCAGAAUAAGGAGGACGGCGGCACAGAGAAACUACCUGACAUAGAGCAUCACCAGCAGCAGACCCUCAGCUUCAUCCCCGUCCUCUUCAUCAUCCCUGAAGAGCGCCACGUUUGGGAAGGAGAGGAGCGUCGAGAGCGCGCAACCAGCGUUCGUCUCGAUGCCGCACCAACCCCCACCGCCUCUCAGACGCGCGUUCCACUCCAGUCCGAGGGGUUGAAGAUGCAGGAGAAAUGGCUGUGGGGACAAAUGACGCUCAAUCUUCUUUUAUGACACACGAAGCAGUCUAAAGAA
Molecule: messenger RNA, 1448 nt
Organism: Hippocampus comes (tiger tail seahorse)
Lineage: Eukaryota; Metazoa; Chordata; Actinopteri; Syngnathiformes; Syngnathidae
Product: Golgi reassembly-stacking protein 2-like
Exons: 10
Coding region: 108-1427 (439 amino acids)
Biological process (GO): Golgi organization
Cellular component (GO): Golgi apparatus
Molecular function (GO): protein binding
Source: RefSeq, a predicted model, not a curated record